UGUGUUUCAACGGGCGCUGGUGCAUUAUUGCGCGCUGGAGCUGCUUGCUACCGACCUUUGGCGCUUGCUGCUGCACCAUGGAGCGCGCACAUGUGCUCAUCCGCUUGCGUGGCGACGCAUCUUCGUCUGGUGCUGUCGGUAUCUGCCGCAUGAGCGCUACCACUGUCCGAUUGGAGCACAGCGAGAUGUCUCCGGGAGUGGCCAGCAUCACCUUCGAGCAGGUCUUCGACGUGAACGACAGCAAUUCUCGUGUAUUUCAGACCAGCUUAACAGGUGCAAUAGACGACGUUGUUGGUGGAAGAGCUGUUACGCUAAUAGCGACGGGUGCAACGAGUGCAGGCAAGUCGUUCGCGUGUCAUGGUGACCAGCACAAGCCGAGCAAUGGAAAAGCUGAGCCGGGGCUGAUUACGUUGGCAAUACGACGUGUUUUCAGCGGUUUGGUGAAUAGUAUUAAGGAUGGAGAGAAGUGCAACGUGUUGCUGAGUUGCUGGGGCGCCCAAAGCGGCAAUAACGAAGCUCUGAUGGACCUUCUAGCCGAUGGGACGUCCGUCGACAUGAAGGACAUGGAAAAGGUGAUGGUGGACCAAUCUGUCGUGGUAAAAACACCUGCAGAAGCCGUGCAUUUAUAUUCGAAAGCUCUGGGCAGACUGAAGGAUACGCAGAAACAGGAUUUUGUGUUUGCGCUGCAUGUGGAGACGUUGUUGGCGAAUGGCGAGGCCCGACGAGGACGGUUGAUUGUUAUCGACAUUGACGGAGGGUCGAUCAUCGAGCCGAGAGGAGAACAAAUGUACCAAACGCAGAAGAAAAACCGUGGAGAGUAUUUCUUGGACCCGCAGUUUUCAGUGAAUGAAACGCUAAGCGCAGGCUUCGGAGCGUUUGUGGGGAAUACAAGCUCCACGUAUCUGCUUGUUGCAAUUCAGACGCCAGCGCAGUUUCAGCAGCAGGUAAGGGUGACUUUAUUCUUAAUUCUCCGUUUGAAUUAUCUGAUAACACUGUUUUUGGAAAUUAGGCCAUCCAAUCGCUUUUGUACGCGUGUAAAGCGAAAGAGAUCAAGAGUUCAAGCGCGAUCAACUAUUUAUCUGAAUAUGUCGAGAGAAACAGCUCGAAUCAGCUUCUUGAAACGGGGAAGCGACUGUCGAAGGACGCAGAAAAUCAAGCACCAGGUUGUCGUGAAGACGUUGAGGUGCCCAAGGCUCCUCAAAUCUACUCAGCCGAGCAACGCGCUAAUUUAUUUUCCAGUGGAGCAUUACCGCCUGUAUCACCGCCAUUAUCUACCACCUCAAGCGGCUCCACAUGCGAGCCACCAUUCAUCGCUCCUCGAGCUCGAGAGCCAGUGGAUUCACCAAGCCUUAGUCCAAGCACAAGUUGCGAAAGUGAAGAAUCACUGAAGCAGUCAGCCGUAUCAAAACGUCUGCGCAAGGCGUAUGACAUCGCGAAAGCUGCUACCAGUUCGCCAUUAAAGCGGAGCAUAGUAUUCGCUGCGGGUUCCAAUCAGUCUGAUGAGUCUACUGCCCACGCUGCAAUUGAUGAAUUACUGAAGCAUCUCCCGCAUGACACGUUACGUGGACUAUCUCUCCAAGCCAAAUUAGAGCAAAUCCGAGCAACUCAAGCGGAAUUAGAGCGUGCGUUAGCACACGAGGUCUCUAUCAAGGACAAGUGUGUGGAUCGAAUCUCACGACUGAGUCAAGCCAUGAGCUGCCAGGUGGUUGAGCACGAGCAACAGCUACACGAAGCUCUGACGGCGAAGCACACAGCAGAGUCUCAACUGCAAGAUCUCACCAUAAAAUUCGAUGAUGUCGGGCACGAGGUGACGCGCUUACAGGAGGAGGUCAGGUUGUUGAAAACUGGCUCGGCUGCUGCUCAAACGCCUGAAAAUGAACGAUCAAUGCUGCACACCUUGUCUGCUCGGCUUGAAGAGGCGAUGAUUCAAGCCAAGGACGUGAUAACGUUCAAAGAUGGAGUCAUUCAGUCUCUCGAGGAACGACUGCAGCUGGCAAGCAAGCGUGGAGCAGACACUAUAGCGUUGUUGGAGCAGGAGAGAGGCCAGUUUGAACGCGAGAAGGCAGAUCUUCUCACCCAGUUACAUCAGAGUCAAGGGAGCAAUACCAGUAAGAAAGACGAGGAGGUUUUGAAGUUGCAAUCGGAGAAUAUGACGCUCGAACAGCAAAAAGCAGAGCUCACUGUUAAAGUAGCGCAACUCACGCUUGAAUUGGAGACGGCGAGGGCGCAGUGGGCACAGGACGCUCGUGACCGCGAGGAUCGAGCUGAAAAGAGAUGCGCCAAGCAGGUCGCUCAAGCCGAACAGCAGCUGGAACAGGCUACAACUGCGAUGCAGCAGCAAAUGGCUCAGUUUCGCGAUGAGCUGGACAUGAAACUGGCAAGGCAGCGUGUAGCUGCGCAAGUGGCUUGUAAGGCAGGUGAAGUGAAGUGUGAGCAGUUGGAACGUGAACUGCAGCGCAUGAAGCAGAAAUUGGCCAAGCAAAAGAUGAAGAUGGAGAAGAAGGCGCGUGUGCUGGUUGCCAAUGCUCACAAAGAGCACGAAGAGCCUGUUGCGUUGCUGAAACGUGGUCUGGAAGAUCUGUCGGAGCGUUUAAUUGUCGUGGUGGAACGUGAGCAGGAGGCAAUAAGAAGAGCAGAAAAAAGCGAGGAAGCUGUCGAACGGUUCAAAGCUGACAUACAGAAGUUAAAGACGACAGUAUGCGAGUUGGAGCGGGAACGUACUGCGCUGGGGAAUCUUUACAAAGAGCUCGAUGCUGAUAAAGACGCAGUUAAAGCUGAUUUUGAGCUACGAAGCCGCGAGAUGGAGGAAGCAUUGGCGCAACAGAUUAUGGCAGCUGAAGCUCGAGUCAAUAAGGAACGAGAUGAUGAGGUACAAAAGUUGAUAAAACAACAUGACACGGAGAUGAAUCGGCUACAAACUGAAGCACGAGAACGAGAGCAGAGUAUGGUCAAGGAACAGCUAGGAAGGCAGCAAUCGUCGUCAGAAUCAUCAGAAGGUGGAUCGUUGACAUCCAAUAACAGCCACCAGAAGCGCAUUGAGGAACUUGAUGCAUUGAUCGACUCGAAAGAGCGGCGAUAUCGACAUCUGGAGAAGCGGAAGAAAGCUGGUAGGUCAUCAUCUUCGUCCCCGCCUACAAAGAAAACUACUUCGUCGUUGAAGAAAGAAUUGGCACACAAGGAAGAGAAGAUUGCAGAGUUGUCGAUCCGGCAAAAGCAGCUCUUGGUAGCCUUAGCCACUGCUAAUGAGCAGGAAACGCGUGCAAAGCAACAGGUUCAAGAGACCAAGUCGCAACGUCAGAGCGAAGUGGCUCAGUACGAAGAUCUGCUUCAACAGCUUAAUUGUCUCAAGCGGGAGAACUGGAACCUCAGUCUUGCUCUCCAAGUUACGGAAGCGUCAAGGCAUCAACAAUAGCGCAAACCGCCACUACCUGCUGCUCACUAGGCAUCUGAUUAGAGGUUUUUGCGUAAAAAGUGUAGAUUAAUUGGACGAAUACUAUGACACCAUCAUGACCUUAAUUGUGGUGGUGGCCUUCUAUUGAAAAUGAAAUACCGUGU
Messenger RNA from Phytophthora nicotianae INRA-310, 3555 nucleotides. RefSeq lists its product as hypothetical. Gene Ontology annotation, biological process: microtubule-based movement. The transcript has 2 exons. NCBI's taxonomy places the organism in Eukaryota, Oomycota, Peronosporomycetes, Peronosporales, Peronosporaceae. The coding region runs from base 1691 to 3412 and encodes 573 amino acids. Gene Ontology annotation, molecular function: microtubule binding; microtubule motor activity; ATP binding. The record is from RefSeq and is a predicted model, not a curated record.